This is a messenger RNA of Rasamsonia emersonii CBS 393.64, 961 nucleotides long. RefSeq lists its product as uncharacterized. Lineage: Eukaryota; Fungi; Ascomycota; Eurotiomycetes; Eurotiales; Trichocomaceae. The record is from RefSeq and is a predicted model, not a curated record. The transcript has 2 exons. The annotation marks the transcript as partial.
AUGUCCGAAGCCUCGUCAACUCCGGUGUCGUGGUCGCGCUACCGCCCCGUCCUGUACCUCCUCACCGGCGUCACCGCGGUCUAUGCGCUGAUCUACAUCCACUCCGCCGUCGUUUCCUCGUCGCAGCCCUCAGCUCCCUUACGUCGGCGCAAUGCCGUCCGUCGCAGUCGCCAACCGGAUUAUGGCUUGAUGAACACGCCCUCCUGGAGGGCCAUCCAUCACCUCGAGCAGCUGGAACGUGAGAAUGGCGCCUACGGGACCUUCCGCAUCGAGACCGAAGAUGGCAGACGGGUGGAAAGUGGUCUGCUCCCAUCCUUGUUGGCGACCCGCGACCAGCUGAUGGCGGAGGUGGGUAUUCCUCCCGGUCAUGCGGAGCGUAUGCGCGAGAUGAUGGAGGAUACCUUCUUGGAGUCGUUUUUCGCUCUGGACUUCCCUCCCUCGCACACGAUCCGGGAGGGCUCGAGGGAGUGGGAAUACCUCGUCGCCGAGCUGCAUCGCCGCGGCAUCUCUCGAGUCAGCAUUGUAAGAGCCAUACAGCGAUUCAACGCUGAUCAGAACUACGGCGAAGAGCUUCGUCGUCGCCGACAGAACGGAGAGAGAGUGACGCUGGCCACGCCCACUCCUGCUCCCGCUCCAGAGCCGUCGCCCCAGGAGCAACCGGCCCCCGACGGUGGUGAAACGAUGCUGGACGACCAGAGCAUGUUCUCGUGGCGUGAGGGCAAUAACGAUGGAUCUCCUACACGCGAAGGGCAGAAUCUGCUCAACCUGCUGUACCACAUCGCUGAGGACCAGGCGCGGCGGGAUGGCGAUGCAGGUGCACAUCAAGACACACCUGUUCUACAAAGUCCGGAUCCCCGCCCCGUUUCUCGGAAACCCGCGACAGUCCCAGCCGGUGUGGUAUCCGGGAAAGCCCAUGAUGUUGCCGCGCAGUCUCCCAAGACCACUGGCCAAGCGUCUGAUC